ACAAAAAAGCGAAUUGAAUGAAUUGAAUUGAAUUCUGAAUUGGCAUUGUCAAGGUAACGUAACUCGGUUCAGUCUGUCUUUCUCAACGUUUAUCGCAAUUGUUUCGAAUUUCUCUGAUACUUAUUUUUAUUGACUUUCACGCUUAACAAUUAUAAAAAGAUGUCGAGCACAUCACAGAAACAUCGCAACUUCGUAGUUGAGCCGAUGGGGGACAAGGCUGUCACAGAGCUGGCUGGAAUUGGAGAAGUUCUGGGGAAAAGAUUAGAAGGUCAAGGCUUUGACAAGGCGUACGUUGUCCUUGGUCAAUUCCUGGUGCUGAAGAAGAACAAAGAGUUGUUCCAAGACUGGAUGCGAGACACCUGCCAAGCCAACGCGAAACAGUCUGCAGAUUGUUUCCAGUGUCUGUCCGAUUGGUGUGACGAGUUUUUGUAAACACAAACGACAUGUACAUAUAACUUAUUUUUAUAUCUAUUAACCGCACUGUUGACAAAUUCUUGUGUAAUAUUUUAAAAGUGAAGUUCUUCAACAAGUAGAAUUUACGUUAUUUAAAUAUUUUGAUACUUGUUCAAUUUUAAUAUUCGAGAGCUUUACGGAUGUUGGAAUAUGUGCUGAAAUAAGUGCGUUAAUAAAACAGGAACAAAUGAGUCUGUUAAGUCACUAGGAUAAGAUAUGUUAAGUUGGAUUAAUAAUUUUGCUCUAAAUGUUUAGUUAAUUUUGUGUGCAUAUGUUUUGUAGUUUUUUGAAAGCGCAGCAACUUUUCAUAUUACUAAACUUAAGAGUUGUUAAACACCUCUUCUCAUUAAAAUAAAUAAUUUAUCGUUACAACCUCAGUUAAAUUUAAUUUUAAUUUUUGCUGACAAUGCUGCAUCUUUUAUCAUUUUAGAUCAUAACUUAAAUUUGUAAUGUUUAGAACUAGUUCACUGAAAAAUGCAUUUAUUAAAUUUAACUUGUUUCCAGAUUUGUAUGACUGAAAAGUGUUGUAGUUCUAUUUCUACCAUUAAUGUUCUUUGUUAAUA
Messenger RNA from Macrosteles quadrilineatus (aster leafhopper), 1016 nucleotides. RefSeq names its product barrier-to-autointegration factor (gene baf). The transcript has 3 exons. Gene Ontology annotation, molecular function: DNA binding. NCBI's taxonomy places the organism in Eukaryota, Metazoa, Arthropoda, Insecta, Hemiptera, Cicadellidae. The coding region runs from base 160 to 432 and encodes 90 amino acids. The record is from RefSeq and is a predicted model, not a curated record.